Messenger RNA from Rangifer tarandus platyrhynchus (Svalbard reindeer), 480 nucleotides. The record is from the annotation of a GenBank genome assembly. NCBI's taxonomy places the organism in Eukaryota, Metazoa, Chordata, Mammalia, Artiodactyla, Cervidae.
AUGGUGCCGCAGCGCUUGCUGCCCUGGAGUACUUGCCGGACGAUCUUCGAGUCUGCGGAGGCUGCGCUCUGGGGUUUGAAGUCAAUAAAAAGAAGCUGCCACAAUUUUUGUACUGCUAUUUGUCAAGAUGUCACUUACAUGGAACUUAAAAACCUCCUGAAGUCCAAAAAAAUUAUGUUAAUUGAUGUUAGAGAGCCAUGGGAAAUUCAUGAGUAUGGAAAAAUCCCCGGGUCCAUCAAUAUACCAUUGGAUGAUGUAGGUGACGCUCUACAGAUGAACCCAAAAGACUUCAAAGAGAAGUAUAAAGAAAUAAAGCCAUCCAAAUCUGACAAUCUAGUGUUUUCUUGUUUAGCUGGAGUAAGAAGCAAGAAGGCUGUGGUCACAGCAAUCUCUCUGGGCUUUAACAGUGCUCAACACUAUGCUGGAGGAUGGAAGGAAUGGGCAACCUAUGAACUUUCGGAGAAGAAACAAGGAAAUUAA